AGCUGGGGGUGGAAUUAUUCGCUGACGGCCCACCCCCUACUUCACCCUCUUUGGAACGCUGCCUAGCUCUACUGCGCAUGUGCCUCACUACGAGGCGCGCUUCGGCCAAUCAGCAGACCUCACAUUUCUCCCGCCGCAAUCUCGCCUCGGCGCGCGUCUCCUCAAGAAGCCAGUUUUCCCCAGCGUGUAUCUAUGGCAACCGUCGGGUUGUCUUCUUGAAAAAAAAUCAAAAGCCCCGCCCUCCCCUUGUUCUAGAAAGCAGAAGGCGGGUUAGAUUGUUCUUCGACGGAAUAAAAACUGGACUGUUCAAUCCAGUCACCGCCUGAUUUCGAGUCUGUCUGUACUCGCGAAGCGCGGGAACCUUUCGGCGGGCGGAGACGGGCCGGCGAGCAAAGCCCUCUGGGAAGCCCGGUCGCGGCGCUGGCGCGGCGGGUCCCGCGUGGAGAAAAUUCCGAGGUUCGCGCGGCACCGGAAGUGGCUCUGAGGAGGCCGGUGUGAGAGGAUCCGGGACUCCGGCUCCGCCCGGGCCGGAGUCAGUCGCGUCUGUUAGCUCGGCGGACCACCCUCUGGAGGGAGACUCAUGUUCUGACUCAUCCUACUUCUGGACAUUUUGGGGGUUCAUCCAGCAUGGCCAGGAACUCAGUCCUACAAGGAAGGAAGACUGUAUCCCAGUUUCCUUAUCCUUCCUGUGGCCCUGCCAGCUGGGAACAUGGAGGGGAAGAAGGGGGAGCUUGAACUGGGAGUCGGACUGCUGGGCCUAGUCGGCUAUUACUGAGUAACUUGUAACCCUCAAGGACGUGGCCAUGGACUUCACUUUGGAGGGCUGGGAUCAGCUGGGGCUGGACCAGGGGGACCUGUUCUGGGACACGGCAUUGGACAACUACCAGGAUCUCUUCUUGCUGAACCCUCCAAAUCCGACCUCCUGUCCAGAUGGUGGGGAAGAGCUGGAGAUCCCGGAGCAAGGAAGUCCAGAAGUGACAGGCCCUGACACAGCUGAGGCCAAGAUUUCCCCUUUGCCACAGGAAUUCUCGGAUGAACUCUCUCAGGAGAUACUGGAGUCGUUUUCCAAGGAUGGCCUCUGGAACUCUAACUUCGAAGACGCCUUCACAGGCGAGAGCUGGUUAGAUAGUUUUCUAGAAGAUACAGAAGGUCUUAUAAGCUCUGAAAUUGUCACCAACAAGGAAAGUUCCACAGAGUGCAAAAGUCAUGAGCUCAAGAGUGGCCUUGGUCCUGAGUCCUUCCUUUUCACAGGAGAGGAUUCCCUGACCCAUGACCUUUCCGAGAAGAACGUGGCACCAGCUAAGUCUCAGGAAUGUAAGAAUGACAUUGGCUCCCACUUAGACCAGAGUCAGCUGGAUGCUGCCCAGGAAGGGGUGAUACCAUAUAAAUGUAGUGAAUGUGGGGAGAGCUUCAGCCGGAGUUGCCAUCUUAUCCAGCAUUGGAUUAAUACUCAUAUGGCGGAGGAACCAACUGGGAAUCAAGAGUAUGAGAAUAGUUUCAACCAGAUUUCUUGCCUUUCUGCCCAUCCAAGGACUCACACAGGUUACAAAUCCUAUGUGUGUAACAAGUGUGGGAAAACUUUUAGUAACAACUCACACCUUCUGAGGCAUCAAAAAAUUCACACCAGAGAGAAGACACGUAAGAGUCAAGACAGUGACCAUUCAUCAGGUCUUGUCUCACAGAUUGUUAAACAGCAGAAAACCCACAGAAUUCAUAAAUCCUACAAGUGUAAUGAGUGUGGCAAGAGUUUCAGCCGAACCUUUCAUCUUAUUCAGCAUCAGAAGACCCACACUCGGAAACACUAUGAAUGUGUCAAAUGCAAGGCCACCUUCAACUUCAACAAAUACCUCCUCCAACAUCAGAAAAUUCAUGCUUCAAAAACUACCUCUAAGUGUCAAGAAUGUGGGAAGACCUUCAAGCAUAGCUCAUCCCUCAUUAAACACCAGUCUACUCACUCGGGAGAAAAACCUUAUAAGUGUGAUGAGUGUGGGAAAUGCUUCAGCCAUAGCUUGACCCUAAAGAGCCACCAGAGGGUUCACAGUGGAGAGAAGCCUUACAAAUGUAGUCAAUGUGAGAAAGCCUUCUACCGAAACACUCAUCUGAAUGAACAUCAAAGAAUUCACACGGGCUACAGGCCCCACAAAUGUAACAAAUGUGUCAAAAGUUUCAGCCGGCCUUCCCACCUGAUUCGACACCAGUCUGUUCAUGCCGUAGAAAAGCCCUACAGAUGUGCUGAAUGCAAUGAGACCUUCAGCCAUAAUGAACGGCUUGUCCAGCACCAAAAAAUGCAUGCUAUGGACACCCGCUAUGAAUGUCAGGAGUGUGGUGAGCGCUUCAUUUGCAGCUCGACUCUAACUUGCCACCAGAGCAUUCACACCCAAGAAAAACAAGGACUUGAUGGGAGCGGCAAGAUCUUGAAUCAGAACCUAGAACAGAAAGAUCAUCCAAGGGGUGGCGAGAAGCACUUCAAGUGUAACACGUGCGAGAAAACAUUCAGCUGCAGCAAAUACCUGACUCAGCAUGAGAAGCUUCACACCAGGGAGAAGCCAUUUGAGUGUAAGCAGUGUGGAAAAGCCUUUGUCCAAAGUGCACAGCUCAUUCGCCAUGAGAUCAUACACUCUGGAGUGAGGCCAUAUAAAUGUGAGGACUGUGGGAAGGCCUUCAGCCGAAUCACCUCCCUUACCAAACAUCAGUUCAUCCACAAGAGCGAGCACCCCUUUAAGUGUAAUGAAUGCGGAAAGACUUUCAGCCAAAGUGUCCAUCUCUCAGAACAUCAGUUAACUCACACUGCGGAGAAACCCUUUAAAUGUAAUCAGUGUGACAGAGUCUUUGUGCAGAGUAAGUACCUUAUUCAGCACCAGAAAAGUCAUGCCAGAAAGAGAUCUUUUGAAUGUAAUGAAUGUGGAAAAACAUUUAAACACAACUGGCGCCUUUCCAAGCAUCAGAGAGUUCACACGGGUGAGAAUCCAUAUAAAUGUGGUGACUGUGGGAAAACGUUUAGCCUGAAAGCUGUACUUGUUCGACACCAGAGAGUUCACACCAGAGAAAAGCCUUAUGUUUGUCAGGUAUGUGGGAAAGCCUUCAGCCAGAACUCGUGCCUUUCUAUUCACCAGAGAGUUCACACUGGAGAGAAGCCCUAUCUGUGUGCUGAAUGUGGGAAAGCCUUUUCCCAGAAAGCAAAUCUGAGGCAGCAUGAGAGAAUUCACACUGGGGAGAAGCCUUACAUCUGUGAUGUGUGCGGGAAAACCUUUAGCCUCAGUUCCCAUCUCAGUCAGCACCAGCUAAUUCACACCCAAGAAAAACAAUAUCAGUGUCAACACUGUCAGAAAGCCUUUGGCUGCUACUUAGGUCUCCGUCGACACCAGCAAGUUCACACUCAAAAGUAACAAGUAGCAAUACUACCUGUGGUCGCCAGGUGACAGCAGGACCUGCCAUCUGAGACCUAAAAUUGAAACAUUCACAUUGUAAGUCCAUCUUUCCCCUGCCCCUGCCCCUGAAAUAUAUAUAGAUCUCUAUAUUAAUAAAGAUUGAUUAGCAAAUUUGCACACAAGUUUAAUUAAAACAGUGAAAAUACAAAAGAAGCUGUGCAGUAUCCAAAUUCAGAGGUAGACUCUAGCCAGUCUCCCCAGUUAAAUUUCACCUCUGCCAUCUGCUACCUAAGUGACUUAGAGAGAGUCAUGGAACUUCUCAGGGCCUCAGUAUCCUCAUCUGUAAAAUAAGUAAAAUAAUAGUUACCUACCUCAGAGAUGUGAGGAUAAACUGAUGUAAAGCACUUAGCACUAAGUGGCCAGCACAUACUAAGUACUCGCCAAGCAUGAGCUAUACAUAUACUUUAUAUACAACAUAAACGUACUCUAGGAGAAUGAGAAGCUCUUUAUAUUUACUGCAGUUAAUGUUCUUACUGAUAUGGGUGGCUUUAAUUUUAAAGUUUUUCUCCAAAAUGCCCCUGGCUUAAUUUGGUUCUCCAAUCCUAGCACAUUCAUCUUUAAAAUAAAAAAAUCUAACCUUUUCCUUCCCUCCAUCUUUUUUUUGUCCCAGUAUUUUCUUAACUAGCCCACAGAAAGUCAAGAAGAGCACUUAAAUUAACAUCAAAUGGCUAAAACUUUUAACUUUCUACUCGUAACCUCUCAUUCAAAAGGACCUUUUCCACAUAUACAUGCCAAAUUAUUUUUUCUAAUCCUCACCCAAGGACAUGUUUUUAUUGAUUUUUAUAGGGACGGGGAGAGAGGGAGGCAUUUACUGGCUGCCUCCUGCACGUGCCCUGACCAGGGAUCAAACCUACAACCUAGAUAGGUGCCCUGACUGGGAAUUGAACCCGCAACCUUUUGGUGUACGGGACCACACUCCAACCAAUUGAGCCACUCAGCCAGGACCACAUGCCACCUUUCCCCAUAAUCUUCCCAUGUUUAAAGUUACUGGUUAUAUAAGGAACCCAUUUUUUUGUUAAUUGGAGUUAGUGAUCCUGGAACAGCUGGAUUGAGUUAGGAAAGCUGCACUGGAUAUUGUCACGGUGUACACUACACAGAGGAUGUGCUUGGUGGUGGAAAUUGUGAUGGACUGCUGGAAUCUUCUUGGUGCACCAUUUGUCCAAGUUGGCUACUCACCAGGCACUUUCCCAGGAGCCAGGACAGGGAAUGUCAGUAUGGUAAGCCCUGCCCUUGCCUCGAAGCUUCUGGAAUCCAAGGGAAAUUGGUGGUCCCAUUUUCACAGAGGAGUGGUUUGUUGACAAGUGACGUCUUAAAAUGCCACAUUCCCUCGUGUCACAGCGAGUUCUAGGGCCUAGGGCCGCUGAGGAUUGUUAGAGCCCAGUAAGGAAAAGAGCUUUCCUGUUGGAGCCAUCAAGUGGACAGCUCACCUUGGCCAGGCCUGUGCUACAGCUGAGACUCACCUCACGGAACCACACAACCUGCUCCUCUAGAUGGCAGCUCCUCUCUGGGCUUUUGUGCCCUACCCACUAAGUGAACAAGUGACAUGUCUGCUGAAGCACAAACAAUCCUAGACAUUGGACACUUAAUAUCUUUCAUAUUCUUGGUGCUAAAAAAGUAUAAGAGUAUGUUUCCUAUGGCUCUUGGACUUUUUAAGCCUUGCACUUUGAGUUCUGCUGGUUGGUUUUGUUCUUGAAAUUGGGAACUUAAUGGUUAAUCAUUAGGCUAACUGUGAAGUAGGGAGCAUACUGGUUUUCUAAUGGCCAAAAUGUCUCACUCCCUGUGCAUGGUCCCUGCCCCUGAAACUGUCUAGUCUGGGUAACAGGCCAGUGGGGUCUACAAAGUGUUGCAGGAUGGGGGAGAGGUGGGAACUCAAAACGAGUUGAAGUGUAUUCAAUGAAGAGUUUUAAUACUAAACUCACAGGUCGAAAACCCUGUGGAAAGUCAGCAGCUUGGGCGGGGGGGCAGUUUUCAUAAUUAAUGACCUGUGUUGCUAUAAGCCAGGGUAGAAAUGCCCUCCUUGUGUGUAUGUUGAUUCUCUGAUUAAAGUUUUGAGUCUGAAA
This is a messenger RNA of Pipistrellus kuhlii (Kuhl's pipistrelle), 5488 nucleotides long. It is a transcript of the gene ZNF473, whose product is annotated as zinc finger protein 473. NCBI's taxonomy places the organism in Eukaryota, Metazoa, Chordata, Mammalia, Chiroptera, Vespertilionidae. The record is from RefSeq and is a predicted model, not a curated record. Bases 804 to 3386 code for a protein of 860 amino acids. Gene Ontology annotation, biological process: regulation of DNA-templated transcription. The transcript is spliced from 5 exons.